AUGUAUGUUGAUGGCGUAUACCUACACAGCAAGAGCUCUCUUAUCUCUUUCUUUUCUUUUGAGGUCAUGAAACGCGUACGCACAGAACAGAUUCAGAUGGCAGUGUCCUGCUACCUCAAGCGCCGUCAGUAUGUGGACUCUGAAGGUCCCCUAAAACAAGGGCUGAGGCUGUGUCAGACUGCUGAAGAGAUGGCAGCUAAUCUCACAGUCCAAUCUGAAUCUGGUUGUGCCAACGUUGUGUCUGCAGCUCCGUGCCUGGCGGAGCCACAGCAAUAUGAAGUACAAUUUGGACGAUUACGCAAUUUUCUCACAGAUUCAGAUUCUCAGCACAGCCAUGAAGUGAUGCCUCUUCUGUAUCCCCUCUUCGUCUACCUCCACCUGAACAUGGUCCAGAAUGGCCUAAAAAGCACAGUGGACAGUUUUUACAGCCGCUUCCAUGGCAUGUUCUUGCAGAAUGCCAGCCAGAAGGAUAUCAUUGAGCAGUUGCAGACUACCAUGACUAUUCAAGAUAUCCUGUCCAACUUGAAGCUCCGGGCUUUUCUGGACAACAAGUACGUCAUCCGCCUUCAAGAGGACAGCUACAACUACCUUCUUCGCUACCUCCAAAGUGACAACAACAACGCCCUGUGCAAAGUCCUGACCUUGCACAUUCACCUGGAUGUGCAGCCCGCCAAGAGGACUGACUACCAGCUCUACGCCGGUGGGAGCUCCUCGCGCAAUGAGAGCAACGGCCUGGAGCCCAGCGACGUGCCGGCUUCCAUUCUGCAGAACGAGGCAGCGCUGGAUUUACUGCAGGACAGCAUUAAACGUGUCAAGGACGGACCCCCUUCCUUAACGACCAUCUGUUUCUAUGCCUUCUAUAACACGGAGCAGUUGCUGAACACUGCAGAGAUUUCACCGAACAGCAAGCUGCUCGCCGCUGGGUUUGAUAAUUCAUGUGUGAAGCUGUGGAGCCUGCGUUCCAGGAAGUUAAAAUCUGAGCCCCACCUCGUUGAUGUGUCCCACAUCCGCCUGGCUUGUGACAUCCUGGAUGAGGAG
Tauraco erythrolophus (red-crested turaco) is the source of this 1038-nucleotide messenger RNA. NCBI's taxonomy places the organism in Eukaryota, Metazoa, Chordata, Aves, Musophagiformes, Musophagidae. The record is from RefSeq and is a predicted model, not a curated record.